AUGGGAGUACCAACAUUCUUUAGAUGGCUCACUCUCCGCUACCCUAAAUGCGUAGUGGACGCUAACGACUCCAGCUUAGCCCAUGACCUUCCCCAAUUCGACUGUUUGUACUUGGACUUGAACGGGAUCAUUCACCCUUGCUGCCAUCCUGAAGGUAAACAGCCUGAGUCAGAGUUUGACAUCUUUCAGAACAUUUUUGUGUACAUUGAGGACCUCACAAGGCUCGUCAAACCGAAAAAACUGAUUUAUAUGGCCAUUGAUGGGGUUGCGCCAAGAGCCAAAAUGAAUCAGCAAAGGGCCAGGUUAGAUUAGUUUUAGUUAGAAUGGGUCUUCGUGGCUUAUUUCAGCCCCUCUCCACCUUGCCAGCUUCAGGCUCCUCGCCUUAGCACUAGCGCCAUUUUCUGUCGACGUUCCAAAAAGUGGUGAUCUCAGCAACUCUUGGGGAGACGCAGCUUCUUAGACAACUCCUAACGGUCAGUGUCAUCUUCCCGGAGAUGGGAGAUAGGAGGCACCUCGAUUCAUCUUUCCAAUCCCAUAUACAUAAAAAUGGUGACGACAGACCACCCGACCUCCUCGACCCUAUUUCCUCAACAGCAGCAGGCAACGGCCCAGUGUUGCGGAUUUAGGUGGAAAGGGGCCGGUAAUCCUUUAUGUAUUAUCGGGCUGGGUUUUCUUUGGGCCCGAGGAGCUAAUUCUCGGACUUGAAGUUUUUCCUCCAGGACAACCAUUGGAAAGGGCAAGGUCGGCCAUUGUCUGAAGGGCAAUAUGACCCUCAGACCCUGCAGACGGUAUUUGCCCAACGAGAAACUGGGAGUUUCGACCCAGGUGGUUGGCCCUUAGACUCCAGAAGCCAUGGAAGUCAAGACUGGUCGCGCGAAUCCCUUGCUUGAGGCAACAAGGAGGGUGUCCGCCGAGGCUCCUCAGGGGCGAUGAGCGUGUAGGGGUGCGAAUCCGCGGCCCUGCAAGGCAAACGGCAUAAUCUAAUCUAAUCUAAUCUUUCCAAUCCCCAUUAAACCUUCACAUCCAAAAGCAUGGAGUUGUCUUGCGUACUCUGUUCUACUUGUCUUUGUGUCGGUAAAGAGCCCCUGUCGUGGAGUCCCGACCAGGAGUAAAAGCCACCCGGACACAAAGUUUCAGGUCCCAUCCCUCUUAACCCCCAAAAAACUUUGAGGGUAUGGGAAAAGGACGGGUCGGAUAAUUCACCACUUAUUUGCAUGCAAAGAGCCAGAAGAUUCAGAAAAGUUUUAGACGAAAAAGAAAAAGUGUCAUCUGCGAAUCAUGAAGAAGCAAAAGAAAGCUCAGGUUUUAAGUUUGACACAAAUGAAAUCACCCCUGGCACACCUUUCAUGGAAAGACUGGCUGAAGCCUUGCACGGGUUCGUGAUGAGAAAGCUAGAGGGAGAUUGGAAACAUCUGAAUAUCAUUUUUUCUGACUCAAAUAACCCAGGAGAAGGGGAGCAUAAGAUUCUUGAAUUUAUCAGGACACAGAGAGCGCAGCCGGACCAUAACCCGAAUAUAAAGCAUGUCAUAUACGGAGCCGACGCUGAUCUGAUCAUGCUUUCCUUGGUAACUCAUGAAGCUCACUUUUACAUCAUCAGAGAAAAUGUGAUGGACUACAGAAAAGUGUUUUGCAAGAUCUGCGGCCAGCCUGGCCAUUUUGAGUAUGAUUGCAAAGGCUCAGCACGCAUGAGGGUGGACGAAAAUGAUACCCUGCAGCCUGUCAUCGCAUCUGCAAAGUUCCAAUUUAUAAGACUUCCUGUGCUUCGGCAAUAUCUUUAUUAUGAAUUUCAAGAGCUUUGUAGGUACCCUAUAUACGAUUUUGAAAGGGUUUUGGACGAUUUUAUUUUCUUGUGCUUUUUCGUGGGGAACGAUUUUCUCCCACAUUUGCCAUCUCUGCAGAUCCGAGACGGCGCCAUUGAUGGGCUUAUCUAUCUCUAUUGCAAAAUCUUUUACAAACUAGGGGGCUAUUUGACAGAAAAUGGGAAAGUUGUGCUUUAUAGGGUCGAUAUUUUAUUUGCAGAAAUUGCAAAGGUGGAGGAUGAGUAUUUUAAACAAAAAUCAGAAAGAGAAGAAUAUAUGAAAAAGAGAAACCAACAGAAUGCGCCAAGGAAAAGGAAAGCUGAGGACGCUAGUGAAGAAGAUAAAAAUAGCAUGGCAGCUCAAAAGCUAUUGGAGGAAAUGGAAGAGGAGGAUGCUGUUGUUGACAAUAUCAGGCUAGGAGAAGAAGGGUGGAGGUUGAGGUAUUAUCAAGAGAAAUUUGAGGUCAGCCCUGAAGAGUUUGAAAGUUUUAGACAGAAAAUACAUAAAAGCUACAUGGAAGGAAUUUCCUGGGUUUUCCAAUAUUACUAUGAUGGCUGCCCAUCAUGGGGGUGGUACUAUCCCUUCCAUUACGCUCCAUUUGCCUCUGAUUUAUAUAACUCUCAUUUGAUAAAAAUUGAGUUCAUACAAGGAUCGCCAUUUCAACCAUAUGCACAACUAUUAGCUGUUCUGCCCCCUGCCAGUGCUAAAGCUCUUCCAGAGCCAAUUCGGCCACUUUUGCUUGAUCCCAACUCAGAAAUCAUUGACUUUUACCCAGACUCCUUUAAAUUCGAUAUAAAUGGCAAAAGGUUUGCAUGGCAAGGAGUUGUUUUAUUGCCAUUUAUUGAUGAGAAACGACUUUUAGCUGCAUUAGAGCCUAAGCUGAGCUUACUGAAUGCUCAAGACACAUUAAGAAACACUUUUGGUGACACACUGCUGUACACUCCAAAACUCCAUCCCGAGUUUACCUUAAUUUACACAGGGACAGCUCCCAAAUUCUCUGAGCGAUACCAAGUCCCAGUUGGCUCAAACGUUUUGCUUUAUGUCGUCACAAACCCUCCUAAGAGGCCUCAUUCCUCUCAAAGACUGCCUGGAGUUGUUGAAAGCAACCCAGAAGUGGACGAGCACGUAUUUAGAUGUGGAGAUCGGAGACAGUUUGGAGGAUUUACCCUUAUCAAUUUAGUCAGCAGGAACCUGACACAAGAUGUUUACUCCCAGUCAUGGAAGCAGCAAAGAGCUGAUCCGUUUGCAAAUGUAAACGCGUCUUAUAACAAUAAUAGAGGAGUAUCGAUGCCUGUGCAAGAGAAGAAGGUGCAAGAGCAGGUUCCUGCUCCUGUGAAGGGAGAUUUAGUAGCGAAUUUGAAGAGACUUGUAGAGCUGUUAGCACAAAAGAAAACGAGUGAGUAG
This is a messenger RNA of Blepharisma stoltei, 3203 nucleotides long. The record is from the annotation of a GenBank genome assembly. NCBI's taxonomy places the organism in Eukaryota, Ciliophora, Heterotrichea, Heterotrichida, Blepharismidae.